Molecule: messenger RNA, 2532 nt
Organism: Schistocerca americana (American grasshopper)
Lineage: Eukaryota; Metazoa; Arthropoda; Insecta; Orthoptera; Acrididae
Exons: 9
Coding region: 16-1794 (592 amino acids)
Biological process (GO): cholesterol homeostasis; receptor-mediated endocytosis involved in cholesterol transport
Cellular component (GO): plasma membrane
Molecular function (GO): protein binding
Source: RefSeq, a predicted model, not a curated record
CUACUCGAGCCAGCGAUGGUGAGCCGAAAGUACGCGCUCGCCGCCAGCAGCGAAGCGCCAGUGGCCGCCGAACGCGUCUCCAAGUUGCCGCUACCGGAGGCCGCGUCGUCGAACGCCGAAGACGAGCAACCGCGACAGCGCUUCCAGUAUCUCGGGCCGGACGUCGGCCUCGGUGCCUCUGAGAAGACAGCUCACGCGGGAUCUUCUACUGACCCUAUAUAUCAGAAUGGACACUGUUCUUCACAGCACUGGUGGAAAGACAAUGAGAAAAACUGGCGUCUGUUCCGGUGGUCUAUAUUAGUAAUAGCUGUGCUACUAGUUUUGGGACUGGUGAUUUACUUUUUGGUUAUAGACAUGCAAGUCAUGGCACCCAUUGUAAAGGAUGGCUCUAAUGGCAAGAUAUCUGAGGCCCACUGGACUACUGAUUCAUCUGGGUCAGCAGCUGAUGAUGUAGUAUCGUUGGAUGGGGAUGUUAUUCUAGAUCUUGGGGGUGUGACGUAUAAUGAAGGAGAUUUGCGUGUUACUCCAGGACAACAUUUACUGCAUCCAACAGCAACCGAUAACUCAAGUGACAAGAAGGAAUAUAUGCGGCCCGAUUUCAUUGAAAUAGUACCACCUCCAAAUCUUGGAACUUCCACAGUUUCUAAUGAGUCACAAGAAAAUCAUGUUACAGAGCAAGUUGACUUCAAUAAAGUUACAAAUGGUGAAACAAAUGUAACACAACCAGCAGAUAUUGUAUCUGAUAUUAACAAUGAAUUUUUGCUGACUACCUCACAACUUCUAAACAAAAUAAGAGGAGCAUUUCAGUCUGGUCAUUAUGGAUCAAAAACUGAGCAGAAUGGAAGUAAAGCUAAAGAUGUGCCUGAUACUGGCAAUGAUGAUUUUCACAAAUUAACAACUGUGUCUAAGUAUGGUAAAAGUAAGCAGUCAGUAUCUUCAGCAGCAUCACGAAGCCCAGUUUUUCCUACAUUGCCAACAACUCCAUCCAAGGAAAGCAGAGUUGAAGGUCCUGUCAAUGAAAAUUUUACUGAGUCUGAAGGUUUAUGUUUCUCACCUCGCCUGGAAAUGUGUCAGGGUGUUUUGCCUUAUGACUUAACAACCCUUCCUUUGGUGCCUGGUAUAAAUCAGGUAGCAGACCUUGAUGCAGCUCUGCCAUACUUUGAAAUGAUAUUGGAAUCAGGUUGCAGUAACAGGGGACGUCAGUUCAUUUGUUCACUGCUUGAACCUGCAUGUCAACCAAUGGGAAACAAUGUUUUGCUUCCUUGUCGUAAAGCCUGUAGAGCUGUUGCUGAAGACUGCAGUGACUUCAUUCUGACUGCAUUGGACCUGUCAAGAGUGUUUCGUUGUGAUCUUUACCCUGACUCAGAUGAUCCAUCACAGUGUGUUUCUUUUGCAAAAGGAAUAACUUGUCUGAAGAAUGAGUUCCAAUGUUCUGAUGGCACUUGCAUUCCCAACAGAUGGGUGUGUGAUAAUGUAAAUGACUGUCCUUAUGCCACAGAUGAAAACAACUGCACACAGUGUGCUGAAGGAGAAGUUAGUUGUGAAAAAGAUAAAAAGUGCAUCCCGGCACAUUGGAAAUGUGAUGGGUACAAGGACUGUCAAGAUGGGUCUGAUGAAUUAAAUUGUGCUGUAGAGAAAGAUGAAAUUCUCACUGCUAUGCCAUACAUGUCAACAUGUUCUGCAAAUGAACUACGUUGUGUGGAUGGACGCUGCAUCACACUGCAACAGCUAUGUGAUGGUAAAAAAGACUGCUCUGAUGGCAUUGAUGAGGCCAGCUGUACUAUCACUGGAUGAAUGUGUAUUUUGAUCAUUUUUACAAACUCUCGAUAUAUUUUUCAUGCAUAUUUUACAAAUAUAGCAUGUGUGAUAUAUUACUACCCAGAUGGAAUUGUUGUUCCAUUGUAGGGAAUGAAUGAAGUACCAACUAAGGAAUUUGCAAGAUAGCCUGUUGUUCUUUUGAGUUUAGUAGGAAAUAUCUUCUUUCAAGAUCUUUUUCCUUGCUUCCGACAGCAAGAAAAAUCUCAUGUAAAGCACCAAAAAUUACUGUAAUGCAAAUAUUUUUAUUUCUUAACAGUGCCACAAAUUACUGCUAAUAUGAAAUUUGACUGGUAUAUUACUUGGUUAUGUGAGCAAGUUACAGAAUGAGGUGUCUAUUGCUUGUGGAAAUAAAAUGAAUUGAGGUACAAAAUUAAGCAGGAAGAAAAAUAUCAUGUAAAAUUUUUGAAAGUUAUGAAAAUAGAUGCUAUUUCACAAAUAGUAUUAGAUACUAUUGCUGUAAAAAUGUGCCCUGUAGCUUCUUAGCAUAAAAGCAAAGCAUACAUAAAAAGCAACAUAAAUUAUCCAAGCUCUGCUUUUCAUGCAGAAUUUAUUAAUAAUGUGCUGCGUACCCUAUGAUUCCACAAACUAUGUUAAUUUUUAUUGUUAAGUAAAUGCUGCUUCUUAUUAUCAUAGAUGAAAAGAAGGCAUCUGAAUGUGUUCAAUGUUUAUUUUAAUUAAAUACUAUAGUGUCCAUGUUAUGUAUGUGUGUACAUA